This is a messenger RNA of Aedes aegypti (yellow fever mosquito), 1717 nucleotides long. RefSeq names its product probable cytochrome P450 4d14. Gene Ontology annotation, molecular function: oxidoreductase activity, acting on paired donors, with incorporation or reduction of molecular oxygen; heme binding; monooxygenase activity. The record is from RefSeq and is a predicted model, not a curated record. Bases 133 to 1671 code for a protein of 512 amino acids. The transcript has 2 exons. NCBI's taxonomy places the organism in Eukaryota, Metazoa, Arthropoda, Insecta, Diptera, Culicidae.
GCCAAGCACUCAGUUCCAGUUUGAUUCUGUCGCGCAUCAGUCGUCUUCCAACGCGCUGUGACUGACGCCGAAGUGUUAAUUUUCAAAGUGCCCUUGGGAGCAAUUCAAACGAAUAAACAUAAAAAAAUCAACAUGGUGCCUCUUCUGAUGCUGAUAUCGCUGCUGGCCUCGGCUCUGAUAUGGGUUCUGAGCGCACUAGUGAAAAAUUUGCUCGUUUACCGAGAGCUACAACGUAAGCUGCCGAAUUUUGUGAGCACACCUACGGUCCUACUGCUGGGUAAUUCACAUCUCUUCAAGAAAGAUCCAACGCCUCCGGGUAUCUUCGCAACCUUUACACAGUUUCACCGCAUCUACGGUAAUGAUCUAAUCGUACAAGGUUUGCUUAAUCAGCCCGCGCUGCAGAUUACCUCUGCAUCGGUAGUCGAGCAGGUACUACAAGCACGAACGAUUAAAAAGUCCAUUAUCUACGAGUUUAUGCGACCCUGGCUCAAUGAGGGACUGAUAACUUCACUCGGCAAAAAGUGGGCCCAACGGAGGAAAAUCAUUACGCCGGCGUUCCAUUUCAAAAUUUUGGAGGAAUUUCUGGCAAUAUUCAACGAGAGGACAGAGGUUUUCGUGGACAAGAUUAAGGACCAGGUCGGAAAGGGGGAUUUCAACAUCUACGAGCACGUUACGCUCUGCACGCUGGAUAUCAUUUCCGAAUCGGCCAUGGGCGUGAAGCUGAACGCUCAGGAUGACCCUAACUCUUCAUACGUGCAGGCUGUCAAAGAAAUGUCGGAAAUUAUCUUCCAACGCCUGUUCAGCUUGCUGCGAACGCACAAACUUUUCUUCCAAAUGAGCGAGGCAGCUCAACGACAAAGAGCGGCGUUGAAAGUUCUGCACAAAUUCACCGAUUCCGUAAUUCUUCAACGAAAAGACCAGCUUGACGAUGAGCAAGCAAGGCAAGAAUCUAAACAGAAGCUCGAAGAGACCGACAUUUACGGAAAGCGUAAAAUGACCCUACUGGAACUACUGCUGAACGUAUCCGUAGAAGGGCAUCACCUGAGCAACUCGGAUAUUCGCGAAGAGGUGGACACCUUCAUGUUUGCUGGACACGACACAACCACAUCUUGCAUCAGCUUUUCCGCUUAUCACAUUGCCCGACAUCCUGAGGUUCAGCAGAAAUUGUACGACGAAAUGGUACAAGUUAUCGGCAAAGAUUUCAAAAACGCAGAACUCAGCUAUAGCACUCUACAAGAGCUGAAGUAUUUGGAAAUGACCAUCAAGGAAGUCCUACGGAUCCAUCCAUCCGUUCCAAUCAUUGGAAGGAAAACUACCGGCGACAUGCGAAUCGAUGGAGAAACGGUCCCAGCCGGUGUUGACAUAGCGGUUCUGAUCUACGCAAUGCACAACAACCCGGAGGUGUUCCCGGAACCGGAAAAGUUCGAUCCGGAACGCUUCAACGAGGAAAACAGUGCCAAACGGCAUCCGUACAGUUACAUUCCGUUUAGUGCGGGACCGAGAAACUGCGUUGGGCAAAAGUAUGCGCUGCUGGAGAUUAAGGUGACGCUGGUCAAGCUGCUGGGCCAUUACCGGUUGCUGCCUUGUGAGCCCGAAAAUGAGGUUAAGGUUAAGUCCGACAUAACGCUGCGUCCGGUGAAUGGAACAUUUGUGAAGAUUGUGCCACGAUAGACUGUUUUAAUAAGAAAUAAAAGUUCAUUGGCCUAUGUGUCACUUA